This is a messenger RNA of Paramecium sonneborni, 240 nucleotides long. The record is from the annotation of a GenBank genome assembly. NCBI's taxonomy places the organism in Eukaryota, Ciliophora, Oligohymenophorea, Peniculida, Parameciidae.
AUGGAUAAUAUCAUCGAGAAUUCUUUAAGCUUCUGGUAAUCAAGACUCAAUACAACAACUAAGGAUCAAACAUCAAUCCUCAUAAUUCCUAAAAAAAUAUCAAUUGUAGACAGAGUAGUAAUAAAAUCAGCAUACUUUUGGAACAAGAUGGCUGAUGAAUUCUUAGCUAAAGGUUCCACAAAUAGAUCAAUGGAAAGUUUGUCAUCUAAAUCAAAUAAACAUUAGAUAUCUGAUUGUUGA